Molecule: messenger RNA, 1110 nt
Organism: Notechis scutatus (mainland tiger snake)
Lineage: Eukaryota; Metazoa; Chordata; Lepidosauria; Squamata; Elapidae
Gene: SLC35E3
Product: solute carrier family 35 member E3
Source: RefSeq, a predicted model, not a curated record
GCGGCGGGGCUGCUGGUGAACUUGGCGGCGUCUAUUUGCAUCGUCUUCCUGAACAAGUGGCUGUACGUGCGAAUGGGCUUCCCCAACCUCAGCCUCACGCUGGUGCACUUCGCCGUCACCUGGCUGGGGCUGUAUGUGUGCCAGUCGCUGGGCGUCUUCGCCCCCAAAAGUCUGCGGCCGCGCCAGAUCCUCUCCCUAGCGCUCAGCUUCUGUGGCUUCGUGGUCUUCACCAACCUCUCCCUGCAGAACAACACGGUCGGCACUUACCAGCUGGCCAAGGCCAUGACCACGCCGGUCAUCGUGCUCAUCCAGAGUGUGGCCUACGGCAAGACCUUUGCCACCCGCAUCAAGCUCACUUUGAUUCCAAUCACUUUAGGUGUUUUUUUAAAUUCUUAUUAUGAUGUGAAAUUUAGUUUUCUUGGAAUGAUAUUUGCUGCUCUUGGUGUUAUAGUCACAUCUCUUUAUCAAGUGUGGGUAGGAGCAAAACAACAUGAACUACAAGUAAAUUCUAUGCAGCUACUAUACUAUCAAGCACCAAUGUCAUGUGGCAUGUUGCUGUGCGUUGUGCCCUUCUUUGAACCAGUCUUUGGAGAAGGUGGAAUUUUUGGCCCCUGGACUCUCUCUGCUGUGUCUAUGGUGCUGGUCUCUGGAAUAAUAGCAUUUAUGGUGAACUUGUCUAUUUACUGGAUUAUUGGGAAUACUUCACCAGUGACAUACAACAUGUUUGGACACUUCAAAUUCUGCAUCACCCUCAUGGGAGGAUAUCUCUUAUUUAAGGAUCCUUUAUCAAUUAAUCAAGGCCUUGGAAUUACAUGCACGUUGUUUGGCAUACUAGCUUACACACACUUCAAACUUAGUGAGCAAGAUGGGAACAAAAGCAAGCUGGUUCAACGUCCGUAAAUUAAGUAUUUUUGUUGGUAACAAAAGAAUUGCUUUAAUAUGCACUGAUUCCAAAAGCAAUGCACUGUCUAUGGAGGAAUCUAAAAUUGUCCAUCUCCCAGCAGAGCAGGUAUUCUCUCUCCUAUAGCUCCCAUGCACUGCCACUUCCUACUGUGGCCAGUUGGAGUAUGGAUUGUAUUAAAUUGAGGGGGUCAUAGGAUUCAGUAGAAA